This is a messenger RNA of Oryzias latipes (Japanese medaka), 916 nucleotides long. RefSeq names its product pyroglutamyl-peptidase I like (gene pgpep1l). Gene Ontology annotation, cellular component: cytosol. The record is from RefSeq and is a predicted model, not a curated record. Gene Ontology annotation, molecular function: pyroglutamyl-peptidase activity. NCBI's taxonomy places the organism in Eukaryota, Metazoa, Chordata, Actinopteri, Beloniformes, Adrianichthyidae. Gene Ontology annotation, biological process: proteolysis.
UAGAGCUUAGAAUCGCAAGAUGUCCUGUUGCCUUUAAGAACAGAACCCCGUAAGAGCAUGACCUUGAUGACGGAGAAUCUUCUUAUAUUAACCCCCUGGACUGUUUGCCAGCAUAAUAUACGCUUUUGAUGAACUCUUCUGCCGUUAAAUCAGGCUAAAUGAAUGACAGAGACACGGUGGUGGUUACAGGGUUCGGCCCAUUUAAAGAGUUCCUAGUGAAUCCCAGCUGGAAAGCAGCUCAGGCGUUGAAGGAAGCUGGACUGGGAGAGAAGUUUGAAGUUCACAGCAUGGAGGUGCCAGUGAGCUAUGUUAAGACCCAGCAGAUUAUCACUGAACUCUGGCAAAGCCUUAAACCGAAGUUUGCUGUCCAUCUGGGCAUUGCCAGAGGUUCCAGGGUUUUGCUGCUGGAGCAAUCCGGGAGGAACAGGGGCUUCAAAGACAGAGAUGUGUGUGGCUUCUGCCCCCAAAGCUGCAUGGAAGGUGGUCCAGAAAAACUGCACUCCAUCAUCAACAUGAGGGCUGUUUCAAAGCACAUCAAAGACACAGAGAUGGAUGUCCUUCCUUCAGCAGAUGCUGGAAGGUUUUUGUGUGAUUUUGCAUAUUAUUGCUCUCUGCAUCAUGGCCAUCAGAGAGCAGCUUUCAUCCACAUCCCCUCAUCCGGCUGCCUUGCAUCAGCGGACAGAUUGGUGCCCGUUCUGCGACCGUCAUCCUCACCAUGCUCCAACAACUGGAGGACGGCGAGGAGUAAAACCACUUCCGCAGCCUGAAGAGGAACUAUCUAACUCUCCUGAAUAGCAUGAAGCAUCUCCAAGGAUCUUGCUCGUCACCAGGAGAAUGCUGUCCACUUUCACGUCUUUUCCUUUCCACGGCCACUUGUGUAAAUUUCAUAAAAUGCUCCAGUAAAUCCUCAUUUCUU